AUGGAUCCAUCUACAUUUGGAGCUGAAGAUAAGGAGGAUGACGUCUUAGAGUCAGGUCGGGGUGGUAGUGUCACUGGAGGUCGUGGUCGUGGUGGUGAAACUGGAGGUCGUGGUCGGGGUGGUGGAAAUGUUGGCGGUCGUGUUGGUGGUGUAACUGGAGGUCGUGGUGGUGGUGUAACUGGAGGUCUUGGAGGCGGUGAAACUGGAGAUCGUGUUGGUGAAACUGGAGAUCGUGGUGGUGGUGGUGGUAUUUGUGUUUGGGGAAGAGGAAGAGGAACACCAACAGCAGCACCCAUAUCUUCGACUCCUUCUCCUCCUUCAAUUUCUGAAGUUUGUUCAUCUUCUGGAUCACCAAACGUGGAUUGA
Papaver somniferum (opium poppy) is the source of this 366-nucleotide messenger RNA. Its product is annotated as glycine-rich cell wall structural protein 1-like. The transcript is spliced from 2 exons. The record is from RefSeq and is a predicted model, not a curated record. Lineage: Eukaryota; Viridiplantae; Streptophyta; Magnoliopsida; Ranunculales; Papaveraceae. The coding region runs from base 1 to 366 and encodes 121 amino acids.